Messenger RNA from Trichomonas vaginalis G3, 558 nucleotides. RefSeq names its product guanylate cyclase protein. The transcript has a single exon. Bases 1 to 558 code for a protein of 185 amino acids. Gene Ontology annotation, biological process: cyclic nucleotide biosynthetic process; intracellular signal transduction; adenylate cyclase-activating G protein-coupled receptor signaling pathway. The record is from RefSeq and is a predicted model, not a curated record. Gene Ontology annotation, molecular function: adenylate cyclase activity. NCBI's taxonomy places the organism in Eukaryota, Parabasalia, Trichomonadida, Trichomonadidae.
AUGGCUGACCAAAUUCUUGGUGAUAAUCCAAAUGAAGCUUUCUCUGUUCAAUCAGCAACAAUUGCUGUUGUUCAUUUCCCUGGUUGUGAUAUUGAUAAAUUGCUCGAAAUACACUCCAAAUUGUCUGAGAAUAUUACAUCUAAAUACCAGACAAUUGCUAAUGUGGAUAUCAUUGGUUCACAUUUAGUUGCAAGUGCUGGUAUUUUCGAGACUGUUUCACAAUCAGAAAGACACGCAAAUGAUGCAAUUUCUUUCGCUGUUGAAGCACUUAAAACAGCAAAAAGUGUACUUGGAGAUGACGCUGAAACAAGAAUUGGUGUCGCAACAGGAGGCCCUGUUUACGUUGGUGUUAUUGAUAUAGGUCGUCCUUUCUUCGAAGUCUGCGGUGAAGCUGUUGAAUUCGCUGAAGAAAUUGCGGCCAAAGCUCCAAAAGGAGUUGUCCAUACAACUCGUGCUGUUUAUGAAUUGAUUUAUGGUCGUGGAUUCAUGAUCAAGGAAAGAGGAGAGGUUAGUCUAGGAAAGUUUGGUACAAUUGUUACAUAUACAGUAACUCAAUAA